This is a messenger RNA of Suillus fuscotomentosus, 1266 nucleotides long. RefSeq lists its product as uncharacterized. The transcript has 7 exons. NCBI's taxonomy places the organism in Eukaryota, Fungi, Basidiomycota, Agaricomycetes, Boletales, Suillaceae. The coding region runs from base 1 to 1266 and encodes 421 amino acids. The record is from RefSeq and is a predicted model, not a curated record.
AUGUCCCAGGCGGAGGAGAACCUGCAGUCUGGAGCAUUGUCCCAGGCCUCGCAGCCUGCUUCAGCAUUGUCCCAGGCCUCGCAGCCUGCUCCAGCAUCGUCCCAGGCCUCGCAGCCUGCUUCAGCAUCGUCUACAACCACAGUGCCCACAUCCGAUAAUGCUCGACAUAGGCGGAAAAUUGCUGACCUGGAGGAGAAGUUGCAAGUGCUCGAGUCAGGACAGGCGGUGAAAAAAAGGGAGAUAAACUAUAUCAUGUCACAAGGACGAGCUAUCCGACGGAUAAUUACAUUAUUUGACAGCAUUGAGGACUUAAUAUGCGAGAACGAUCGGCGGUGCGAUCGCGAGGACGACGACGACGAUAUGACUGUUGAGUCAGUAUUUCAUCACCGCCUCACGAGAGUUGCUCACCAAUUUGCUAACAGUCAAGAUCGCUUGCAAUUCGGCUACAUAGUCCUUAACAACGUCCUCCCAUGGUUUCAUCAAAAAGCUUCGGACAUGGAGCACGAUGAUUACACACACAUGUUGAAAAAGCUUAGACAGGGCGCCGACGGUGCUCGAGGAGACGACACCUCGAAGCUCAAGAGUCUCGUCCCUGAUUGGGUCAACCGCGAGCUCAAGCCCAAUCCUCCAGUCGACCCCGAGGAUAAAUUCUGCCGUGGAUUCACCAACGACGCGUGCGGCAAACUACUCUGCCCAACAGAGCUAGACUGGAAUGACCCAAUUGUCAGGGCUGGAAUUAGGGAUCGCGUUGAUGGCUAUGUCGUAACGGAAAUGUCAUGGCCAGCGUUCCUAUACGCAGGAUAUACUGCCGAUCAGAACAAUCUCGAGGAGGGCCUCUUCAAAAGCACGCUGCUGGUUCAGGCCUUCAAAGCUAUCUUCACAUCUCCUUCCUCCGCAAAGGAAGUAACCGGCGAUGGGGAUGGCGCUAACAUCAUCGAAAACAACAGACGCGCGAAGAAGGAUUUUUCUGGCAGGAAAGUCAAAACUCAUUUGCGAUUCGCACUGUCGUCAGUGACCUCAUGGCGGUCAGUAGACGGCGACUUUGAUUACAUACAGUUCUGGUACAUUAUUGUAGACUUUUUCGAACGCCCCCCCGGUCGAGUCGCGCAGCGCAACGUUGAUCGGCUCCUGGCGUGGUGGACAAGAAAAGUAUUUGGAACUAGCCAGCGUGCAGACCUCAGUGAUACGGCAAAGGCCAAGAUGUCCGUCAAUGCUCUCACAUUGCAGAGGGCGCGACUGGAUGAUGCUCGAUUCGAUUCGGAGUAG